CAGCAAUGGCAGGGAAAAAAGUCCUCAUAGUCUAUGCACACCAAGAGCCCAAGUCCUUCAAUGGGUCUUUGCUGAAGAUUGCUGUGGAAGAGCUGACCAAGCAGGGCUGCAGUGUCACCGUGUCAGAUUUGUACGCCAUGCAGUUUGAGCCCAGAGCAACAAGGAACGACAUUGAUGGUCACCCGCACAACUCAGAAGCCUUCAAUUAUGGUGUGGAAACCUGGGAAGCUUACAAGAGAGGAGCUUUGUCCAAAGACCUGGUUGAAGAGCAGAAGAAAGUGCAGGAAGCAGACCUGCUGAUUUUCCAGUUUCCCUUGUUUUGGUUCAACAUGCCUGCAAUCCUGAAGGGCUGGAUGGACAGAGUCUUGGUCCAAGGCUUUGCUUACGAUUUGUCAAAGGCUUACGAUGGUGGUUUGCUCCAGGACAAAUUAUCCUUGUUUUCUUUCACUACGGGAGGAAGCAAAGAGAAGUAUGCAAUCAGGGGUGAUAUUCGCUAUCUCCUAUGGCCCAUGCAGCAUGGAAUCAUGCACUUCUGUGGUGUCAAAGUGCUUGAACCUCACAUCUGUUAUGCUCCAGAGAAUGUCUCUGAGGAGAAGAGGAAGGAGAUGCUGGCUGCCUGGAGCCAGCGCCUGAAGACUCUUUGGAAGGAAGAACCCAUAGACUGCUCUCCUGAGUGGUAUUUCAAGUAAUGUUCAGGUGCAAGACUACAGAGAAGAUUUCCUUUUUCUCCAUUCUUUUUGAUGCUUUAAAUACCUGAACACCAACCUCCUAAUUCAAAUAUAUUUUAAGAAUGUUGAAUACUACAUCUAGCAGUUUAACUGACAACAUGGCAUUUAUC
Molecule: messenger RNA, 838 nt
Organism: Melospiza georgiana
Lineage: Eukaryota; Metazoa; Chordata; Aves; Passeriformes; Passerellidae
Product: ribosyldihydronicotinamide dehydrogenase [quinone]-like
Exons: 6
Coding region: 6-689 (227 amino acids)
Cellular component (GO): cytosol
Molecular function (GO): NAD(P)H dehydrogenase (quinone) activity
Source: RefSeq, a predicted model, not a curated record